CCCGCCUAGCAUCCUUCCCCCAAUCCCCUCAGGCUCGGCUGCGCCGGGGGCCGCGGGCCGGUUCCUGAGGUGGCCCAGGGGCCCUCCCGCCGCCGGCGCCGCCCGGGCCGUCCCUCCCCGCCGCCCCCCGCCCUCCGCCUCCGCCUCCCCCCGCCCUCCGCCUCUCUUCCCCCUCCCCGCCCAGCAGCGGUCGCUCGGGCCCCGGCUCUCGGUUAUAAGAUGGCGGCGCUGAGCGGCGGCGGCGGCGGUGGCGCGGAGCAGGGCCAGGCUCUGUUCAACGGGGACAUGGAGCCCGAAGCCGGCGCCGCGGCCUCUUCGGCUGCGGACCCUGCCAUUCCCGAGGAGGUGUGGAAUAUCAAACAAAUGAUUAAGUUGACACAGGAACAUAUAGAGGCCCUAUUGGAUAAAUUUGGUGGGGAGCAUAAUCCACCAUCAAUAUAUCUAGAGGCCUAUGAAGAAUACACCAGCAAGCUAGAUGCCCUCCAACAGAGAGAACAACAGUUAUUGGAAUCCCUGGGGAAUGGAACUGAUUUUUCUGUUUCUAGCUCUGCAUCAACGGACACCGUUACAUCUUCCUCCUCUUCUAGCCUUUCAGUGCUACCUUCAUCUCUUUCAGUUUUUCAAAACCCCACAGAUGUAUCACGGAGCAAUCCCAAGUCACCACAGAAACCUAUCGUUAGAGUCUUCCUGCCUAAUAAACAGAGGACAGUGGUACCUGCAAGAUGUGGAGUUACAGUCCGGGACAGUCUAAAGAAAGCUCUGAUGAUGAGAGGUCUAAUCCCUGAGUGCUGUGCUGUUUACAGAAUUCAGGAUGGAGAGAAGAAACCAAUUGGCUGGGACACUGAUAUCUCCUGGCUCACCGGAGAGGAAUUGCAUGUAGAAGUGUUGGAAAAUGUUCCACUUACAACUCACAACUUUGUACGGAAAACGUUUUUCACCUUAGCAUUUUGUGACUUUUGUCGAAAGCUGCUUUUCCAAGGUUUUCGCUGUCAAACGUGUGGUUAUAAAUUUCACCAGCGUUGUAGUACAGAGGUUCCACUGAUGUGUGUUAAUUAUGACCAACUUGAUUUGCUGUUUGUCUCCAAGUUCUUUGAACACCACCCAAUACCACAGGAGGAGGCCUCCAUAGCAGAGACUGCCCUAACGUCUGGAUCGUCCCCUUCUGCCCCCCCCUCCGAUUCUACUGGGCCCCAAAUUCUCACCAGUCCGUCUCCUUCAAAAUCCAUUCCAAUUCCACAGCCUUUCCGACCAGCAGAUGAAGAUCAUCGAAAUCAAUUUGGACAGCGAGACCGGUCCUCAUCAGCUCCAAAUGUGCAUAUAAAUACAAUAGAACCUGUCAAUAUUGAUGACUUGAUUAGAGACCAGGGGUUUCGUAGUGAUGGAGCCCCUUUGAACCAGCUGAUGCGUGGUCUUCGGAAAUACCAAUCCCGGACUCCCAGUCCCCUCCUACAUUCUGUCCCCAGUGAAAUAGUGUUUGAUUUUGAGCCUGGCCCAGUGUUCAGAGGAUCAACCACAGGCUUGUCUGCCACCCCCCCUGCCUCAUUGCCGGGCUCUCUCACUAAUGUAAAAGCAUUACAGAAAUCUCCAGGGCCUCAGCGGGAAAGGAAAUCUUCUUCAUCCUCAGAAGAUAGGAAUCGAAUGAAAACACUUGGUAGAAGGGAUUCAAGUGAUGAUUGGGAGAUUCCUGAUGGGCAGAUCACAGUGGGACAGAGAAUUGGAUCCGGGUCAUUUGGGACAGUCUACAAGGGAAAGUGGCAUGGUGAUGUGGCAGUGAAAAUGUUGAAUGUGACAGCACCCACACCUCAGCAGUUACAGGCCUUCAAAAAUGAAGUAGGAGUACUCAGGAAAACUCGGCAUGUGAACAUCCUGCUCUUCAUGGGCUAUUCAACAAAGCCCCAGCUGGCUAUUGUCACCCAGUGGUGUGAGGGCUCCAGCUUAUACCACCAUCUCCACAUCAUCGAGACCAAAUUCGAGAUGAUCAAGCUGAUAGAUAUUGCUCGGCAGACUGCGCAGGGCAUGGAUUACUUACACGCCAAGUCAAUCAUCCACAGAGACCUCAAGAGUAAUAAUAUUUUUCUUCAUGAAGACCUCACAGUAAAAAUAGGUGAUUUUGGUCUAGCCACAGUGAAAUCUCGAUGGAGUGGGUCCCAUCAGUUUGAACAGUUGUCUGGAUCCAUUUUGUGGAUGGCACCAGAAGUAAUUCGAAUGCAAGAUAAAAACCCAUAUAGCUUUCAGUCAGAUGUAUAUGCAUUUGGGAUUGUUCUAUAUGAAUUGAUGACUGGACAGUUACCUUAUUCAAACAUCAACAACAGGGACCAGAUAAUUUUUAUGGUGGGACGAGGAUAUCUUUCUCCAGAUCUCAGUAAGGUACGAAGUAACUGUCCGAAAGCCAUGAAGAGAUUGAUGGCAGAGUGCCUAAAAAAGAAAAGAGAUGAGAGGCCACUGUUUCCCCAAAUUCUUGCCUCUAUUGAGCUGCUGGCCCGCUCAUUGCCAAAAAUUCACCGCAGUGCAUCAGAACCCUCCUUGAAUCGGGCUGGCUUCCAGACAGAGGAUUUUAGUCUCUAUGCUUGUGCUUCUCCAAAAACACCCAUCCAGGCAGGGGGAUAUGGAGAAUUUGCAGCCUUCAAGUAGCCACACCAUCAUGGCAACAUCUACUCUUAUUUCUUAAGUCUUGUGUUCGUACAAUUUGUUAACAUCAAAACACAGUUCUUCUGUUCCUCAACUCUUUUUUUAAAGAUACAGAAUUUUCAAUGCAUAAGCUGGUGUGGAACAGAAUGGAAUUUCCCAUCCAACAAAAGAGGGAAGAAUGUUUUAGGAACCAGAAUUCUCUGCUGCCAGUGUUUCUUCUUCAACACAAAUACCACGUGCAUACAAGUCUGUCCACUCCCAGGAAGGAAGAGGAGAGAGCCUGAGUUCUGACCUUUUGGUGGUCAGGCAUGAUGGAAAGGAGCUGCUGCUACAGCUUGGGAGAUUGGCUGUGGAGAGCCUGCCGAUCGGCUCUGCCCUUCUAACCGCCAGAUCCGCGUGUGGCUGGUCACCUGACGGGGCAGUUUGCAAUCGCCAAGCAUCGUUCUCUUUCCUGUUCUGGGAUUUUGUCGCGGAGCUCUUUCCCCUAGCCACCACCGUUCAUUUCUGAGGGAUGGAACAAAAAUGCAGCAUGGCCUUUCUGUGUGGUGCAUGUCCAGUCUUUGACGCAUUUUUAUCAAGUGAAGCUGUUUUAUUUAAAUGGAGAACGAGAGGUGAGGACGAGAUCCGUGUUGGUGUAGAGGAAAAGGGGAUGCUGCAUCUUUUUCCUGACCUACUGGGUUUCUGGCCUUUGUUUCCUUGCUCACUGAGGGUGUCUGCCUAACCGCGCAGGCUGGGACGUGCUGGCACACAUUGCCUUCUUUUCUCACUGGGUCCAGCAAUGAAGACAAGUGUUGGGGAUUUUUUUUUUUCCUCCACAAUGUAGCACAUUCUCAGGAAAAUACAGUUGAUAUCUUCCUCCUAAGCUCUUCCAGUCAUCAAGUACUUAUGUGGCUACUUGGUCCAGGGCACAAAUGCCAUGGCAGUAUCUAUCUAAUUAAAAGCCUACAAAACUGCUUGAUAACGGUUUUGAAUGUGAGACAUUUAUGUAAUUUAAAUGUAAGGUACAAGUUUUAAUUUCUGAGUUUCUUCUAUUAUAUUUUUAUUAAAAAGAAAAUAAUUUUCAGAUUUAAUUGAAUCGGAAUAAAAUAAUACUUCCCGCCAGAAUUAUAUUCCUGGAAAAUUGUAUUUUUGUUAUAGAAACAACUUUUAAAGAAAGAUCGUUAUCCUUUUCUCUACCUAAAUAUGGGGAGUCUUAGCGUAAUGACAGAUAUUUAUAAUUUUUAAAUUAAUGGUACUUGCUGGAUCCACACUAACAUCUUUGCUAAUAUCUCAUGUUUUCCUCCAACUUAUGCCUACACUACAUCCUCCGUCCUCUUUCCAGUCUUUAUCUGGAAUAUGCAACCGAGAAUAAAAAUGGUGGUGUCUCCAUUCAUUCUCCUUCUUCCUUUUUUCCCAAGCCUGGUCUUCAAAAGGUCGGGUAAUUUGGCAGCUGAGUUCCCUUAGUAGAGAAUAGAGCAAUUUUAGGUGUAUUGGGACUGAGGGGAGGAUGCAUGAGGCCUAACAGCAGUUGUUUUUAUAGAAAGGGCUGCUGUAGUACCAAGAACCUCAUCCCUUGUCUUUGCAUAAGUGGAAAAUAUAAUCUACUCGUAGCUUCCUUUGGCCUUUACUAAACGGUGGUAUAAUUGCAGUAGUAACAAAGAAAGUAACUCUGGAUAUAUUUAUUAAUGACAAAUUAAUGACAAAUCCAGCCUAGAAUCUCUUGUCAGCAUUUAGGAAUGUAAAUCAAAUCCGACAUACUUAGCACAACCAAGCUAUGAAACCAAGGACCUUACGGAAAUUAGGACCUAUGAAAUAAAUCAGGGAAUUAGAAAUUGGUAUUUAAACAUUUCAAAUUGUAACUCACUCCACUAUCUAUCUUUCAGCCUGUUAAGCUCACUGCUUCUUGCUAAAAUACCUGUAUUCAGGGGAAGGCCUACUGAAAACUCCACAGACUGGUAGAAGGUUGUCCUAGUAAAAUGGGAAGUAUCCUGGAGUUAUUGAUGAGUUUGAAAAGCAAUGCGUUUAUCUUAAGUCCUACAUGAGCAGAGCAAUAUCUUACAGAAUUCAGAAAUGGCAAAGAUUCUUGUUGAUCUGAACAGCAUCUUGUGUGCCUAAUUUUGCUUCUCUUCUAAAAGCAUUGUUUAUUUUUCUUUUUAAAUAUGUCCCCAUCCAUGCUCUUAAGCUGGUUGGUGUGUUCCCUUUGCCAAGAUUGGAGAGAGCUGGGCUGGAGAAGUAGGCCUGUCCUGCUGAGCAGGUAGAGCCCACCGGAGGAGGCCUGGCCCAUGAGUCUCCGGUGGCGGGAGCCAGCACAGCACUAGUGAUGGAGGAAGCUUAGCAUUGGAAUCCUCAAAAUAAAAUUCAAGGUGAUACACGUUUUUCUUUCCAUCCUAUUUAGAAUAGGUUGCUGUCUCACUUGAAAAGAGGAAACAGACUUGAUCUCAGAUGAAGCUGUGCCCAGAAGCCAGGCUCAGGGUGUUCUUGGGAGAUUUUUAUAGCACCCUUAAAAAGUAAAAAUAAAAUUUUAAUAUUUCUGUUCCCUUUUUUCCAUCUCUAGUUUACAAAUGACAUGAUAAAGGGGUUUCCUCUUACUUUUUGAUGCUUAGACUACAGAUAGACUUGUUGAGCUCCUAAGAAGAUACAAGGAAGAACUCCUUGUUUUGUGCAAAGCACUUUAUGAAUAAUUUUGUACAGAUAGUGUGUGGCUGCUUCACUGACUGUCUUGUAAGGUUGUAGUUAACCUGUCUUUUCCGUAAAGUGGCUGCGGUGCCUUCUAUAGUGUAUUUUAUUUUGGGUGAGGAAAGGUGAAGCCUUCUGAAAAAUUUGAGAGCAGACAUAAAAGAUUGUUUCAAAAUAUGUAGUAUUCUUGAUGGACUUUUUUGUCAUCAAACUAGAGUGUAGAGUUUAGACUUUUGCCACUGAAAUAACAUUGACCAAAAAACUUAGAAAAGGGAUUUGUGAAUAGAAAAUCCAGUGUGACCAUUCGUAUUUAUAUGCACCUUAAAAGAAGAUUCUGUCCAGCUGUCAAAUUCUGGUUCCUGAACAUCCAGUCCCUGAUUGCACUUACGAUCUUGUAGGAUGUACUGGAGCGUCCUAGAAGAUAAAAUGCCAUGUAAAGCAUGUAUGUUACAUUUAUGUUGGUGUUGGAAGAGAAAGAGCAUAUUAUGUAGUUCUAAAGAGGUAAUCAAGGCUUCAACACUGUCAACCAGAAACUCUGUAAAUAUUUCCUAGAUUCUCCUUUGGUGCAGUCCUAGCUCUCUUAGCACACGAUGUUCUCUUUGAGUCACCAGGCAGUGCUGGGGCUGCUGGAUCCCCUCCCAGGCCCCCACUGCCCCUCCUGUGCACUCACUCCCCAGCCUUGUGUGGACCCCGUCUAGCUUUAGUUUGAAGCACAUUGCAGGGUUCAGGUGACCUCUUCAAAAAACUACCUCCUUAGAAUGAGGUAAUGAAUAGUUAUUUAUUUUAAAAUAUGAAAAGUCGGGAGCUCUAGAACAUGAAGAUGAUUUAAGAUUUUAACUUUUAUGUGUACUUGUAUUUGAGCACUCUCAUUUUGUCCUAAAGGGCAUUAUGCAUUUCAGCAGUAAUACUGAAAAAUGUAGCUCAGAGUUUCUGAUUAUUAUUGCAGGUGGUGCCAGAAUCUGUUUAGGGGUACGCUUCAGAAUCUUAACCUUAAGUCAGUUGCAUGAAAUUAGAUAGUUACGGUAACGGUUCACUAACAGUGAUACACUUAAUUUUCAGUAGGCUUGGCAAGACAGUACAUCUUCAUAAAGAGUUAGCCGCAGCUUCAUCACAUGCACAGAUCCUCCUGUAGAGAGACUGCCCAGCGAAGAGGGUGGAAUGAUGCCCCCUGAUCCUCUUCUUUGUCUGAGUUGGCAUCGUUAGCACUAGAAUAUCAGCACCUUGGGACUAGCAGAUUCCCACCAUUAAGGCUAUUUAAAAAACAAAAAACAAAACAAAACAAAAAAAAAAACAGUAACCAGACAUGGAAAGUUUACUGUGAGUAUGACAGCAGAUAGCUUAGGGGUCAUACACUGAAACGGUGUAGAUGAGGCUCUAGAAAAAUACCUUGACAAUUUGCCAAAUGAUCUUUACUGUGCCUUCACGAUGCAAUAAAAAAGCUAAAAUUUUAGCAGAAAUCAGUGAUAUGUGAAGAGAGCAGCCACUCUGGUCUAACUCAGCUGUGUUAAUAUUUUGUAGAGCGCAAUGUAGACCGCAAAGAUCAGUGCACUCACGGGUUUAUAGCCGAAAUCACAUUUAAAAAAUGAGAAAACACACAGGUAAAUUUUCGGUGAACAAAAUUAUUUUUUUAAAGCACGUAAUCCCUAGUAGAGUCAGAUAUAUUUAUCACAUAGAGCAAGUAGGUUGAAAAUUAUAGUUCAGUGACAUUUCUAGAGAAACUUUUUCUACUCCAAUAGGUUCUUCAAAGCAUGGAACUUUUAUAUAACAGAAACGUUUGACAGACAUUUUAAGGAGUUGCUGUCGUUUGGGGUUGGAAAUAAUAUAUGCUGGGCAGCAGUCCCUUCUCAAGAGUGAGAAGGAGGAUGCUAGUAACAUAGAGGACGGAAUUUGAUUUUAUCACUUUCCAGAGUACUGCCAACCUGAACAGGGAUUUUUCAGAGUUUAAAAUGUAAACUGGCCUCCCAGGACUUGUUUGCAAAUUAAGUGGGGCUGUCCUGGUCAUGCUGUUCGGGGUGCCACGGGGGGCCCCUCUAGGAGGGGGCAUUGGACCAGUUGGGGACGUGGCCGAUGGCUGUGAACUGGACACACUCCAUGGUGUGCAUUUUGUGUCUUGUUUUCAUUUCUUGCCACCCCCAGGAAAGGCACUGUACUGUCUCCAGCAGGUUCUCUAGAUGUUUUACUAGGUUGUAAAUGCCCAUAGGCUGUUGUCCUCUGGUACGUAUGUACUAUGAUGCCCAUGGGCUGUUGAGCCCCAAGGAGUGCAGUAGGAUCUCUGCCUGAUGUGUACAUUGACCAGAGGAGAGGGAGGCGGCCAGUGUAUUGCUAGCUCUGAUAAAAUUGAAAAUACUGGGAAGAUUUUGUUUAAUCAGCACACUAGAGAGUAAGCUUUGUUUUGUUGUUUUCAGAUAACUUAUUUUCACUUCUGUUUGGGUAAAGAUAUUGAAAUUGAAAUUGACUCCUAAUUUUUGCCAGUGGCGGAAAGGGUAAUUGAUGGUUUCUAUCAGGAUUUUUAAGGUAGAGGAGGACAGAAACGUUAAGUCCCACAAUCUUAAAGUAAGGCAGCAGUGCUUUAUUUUAACACGCAUCGGGAUUGUUCGUCCUCACCUCAAAAAAGUGAUUAGGUAGAUCUUUAAUUUCAGCAUCCACAACUUCAGCUGUUAAUUUUUUAAUCCUUUUUUAUUUAAUUUUUUUAUCCUUUGACCCCUUCUACCCAACUGUUCAUUUAGUUUUAUUAAUUACUAAAUUAGUUUUAUUAAAAUGUUUAAUUUUAUUAAAAUGUAUAAUUUUAUUUAACAGAAUUCUCUUCUAAUUGUAGUGCAUGGGGACACAGCCAGUGUAUCCGUUUGUGUGUGUGUGUGUGUGUGUGUGUGCGCGCGCGCGAUGGGUUUGUGUUUUAAGGAUUCUAUAGAUCAAAGUACUCUUGGAAAGCAGCCGAAAUGUUUGUUCGUGUUAGUCCCGAACACAGGACUUGGGCAAGCAUCUGCCGCUCUGGCAGGCUGGGCACAUGGUCCGCCACGAGCAGCCGGCUGUCAUCAGUCUGGGGAACUGGGCGGGAAAUUCACCGAAGAGACGCGGCAGAGGGCUUCUGCUUACAGGGGCCGAGAUGGGGUUAAAAGUUGCUUCAGUACCAGUUUUGUGUUGAAAAUGAUUCUGUGUUGCAUUUGUGUGUUAAGCCUUUUUUAACCCACUUGGAGUUUGGUGGAAGAAACUUGAGACUAGCAUAAGCAGCAAAGCUCACGGAGUAGGCACAGAUGUAGAGAACAUGGACCAAAAUGGGAGGUGGGAGGGUGUGGGAGUAAGUUGGGGGCUAGGGAAAAAUUGAUGUGAUGGUGGGAAAUAAACUAUAAUUACCUGACAUAAAACGUAAGAGUGCAAUAAGUGUGCUUUUUAUUCUAAGCUGUGAACAGUUUUUUAAAAGAAAUUAUUUCUUCCUACUAACAUUUGUGUAUGUUCCAUAGCUGAUUAAAACCGGCUAUGUAAACAUAUAAUGCCUUUUGAUUCAUGUUAAUUACCAACAUAAGUGGCUAACCUUUAUGUCUUAUUUAUCUUCAUGUUCUAAUAGUUUACAUACAGGAGUGCGUAUGCGUGUGUGUGCGUGUGCGUGUGUGUAUGUGUAUGUGUAUGUGCUGUAUUUCCCUCCAUUUGGAAAUGCAUUCAUUGGGUCCUCUGUUCUUCCUGUGGCCACGCCACAGGUUAUGUUCUUGAUUUGGCCUUCGUGAUAUUGCCUGAUUUGAAGGACUCUGUCACAGUGCUGUAUUUUUGUGGUGUUCUCAUUUGUUAGUUGUACACGCUGACCCUUUCCUCACUCAGCAGUAGCUUUCUUAGGAGCGUACAGCUGAUGAGGGGACUGAAUUUGACCAUUCCUCGACAUACGUCCCUUUGAAUUCUAGUUCAGUACUUAGGAUUGCUCUUUGGUUUAAACCAGGAAAAAGGAAAUCACCCCGUUGUCAUUCACUUCUUGGUUUGAGGACAAUUCUUCUAGAAAGGAGAGGAAAGGGAAAUCCUUCGUGUUUCAACUGCAGUGAAUUAAUGGCUCCUGGUUUACCACUCCAGACCUUACGGCGAUUCACACACACAUUCCUCUCUCUCUUGCUGCCAAAGGUUUGUUUGGCUUUAGUUCACUUCGGUUCCACUCAAGCAUUGAAAAGGUUCUCAUGGAGUCUGGGGUGUGCCCAGUGAAAAAAAAUGGGGACUUUUAAAUUGUCCACAGACCUCUUUAUACCUGCUUUGCAAAAAUUACAAUGGAGUAACUAUUUUUAAAGCUUAUUUUUCAAUUCAUAAAAAAGACAUUUAUUUUCAGUCAAAUGGAUAAUGUCUCCCUCUUGUCCCUCAAUCCUCAGUGUUUGCUUGAAUUUUUUUUUUUUUUUUUUUUUUUUAAUCUUCCCCAUACCCACUCCUUGAUACUUUGGUUCUUUCCUGCUCAGGUCCCUUCAUUUGUACUUUGGAGUUUUUCUCAUGUAAAUUUGUACAAUGGAAAAUAUUGUUCAGUUUGGAUAGAAAGCAUGGAGAAUUAAAAAAAAAAUAGCUGAAAUUCAGAUUGAAGAGAUUUAUUUCUGUGUAAAGUUAUUUAAAAACUCUGUAUUAUAUAAAAGGCAAAAAGUUCUAUGUACUUGAUGUGAAUAUGCGAAUACUGCUAUAAUAAAGAUUGACUGCAUGGAGAA
This is a messenger RNA of Leopardus geoffroyi (Geoffroy's cat), 9944 nucleotides long. It is a transcript of the gene BRAF, whose product is annotated as B-Raf proto-oncogene, serine/threonine kinase. NCBI's taxonomy places the organism in Eukaryota, Metazoa, Chordata, Mammalia, Carnivora, Felidae. Bases 220 to 2631 code for a protein of 803 amino acids. The record is from RefSeq and is a predicted model, not a curated record. The transcript has 20 exons. Gene Ontology annotation, biological process: protein phosphorylation; signal transduction. Gene Ontology annotation, molecular function: protein kinase activity; ATP binding. Gene Ontology annotation, cellular component: cytosol; mitochondrion; plasma membrane.